Ricinus communis (castor bean) is the source of this 1121-nucleotide messenger RNA. RefSeq lists its product as uncharacterized. The transcript has a single exon. NCBI's taxonomy places the organism in Eukaryota, Viridiplantae, Streptophyta, Magnoliopsida, Malpighiales, Euphorbiaceae. The coding region runs from base 189 to 797 and encodes 202 amino acids. The record is from RefSeq and is a predicted model, not a curated record.
UAGAGGGCAUCAACCCUUCUUAUAAAUUUAGAACGUCUUCACCGUCCUGUUCUUCUCAUCAUAGGGUUUUUUCUUUCUUCUGCGAGGUCUAGCAAACCUCGCAGAAUCAAAGAAAACCCCACAUCCUGAAUUCUUCUGUUCAAACAUUAAAUUCUCUAGUCUUUCCAUACAAGCCUUCCUUAUAAUUUAUGAAAAUGGAGGUACAUCCCAGAGUGAACUCAGUGCUGGCCAAGCGGCUUUGGAAUGUGUUAAGGGUCACCUUCUUUAUGAUAAGGAAGGGACUGGUAACAAAAAGAAAGUUGAUCAUGGACAUGAAUCUCAUGAUGAAGAGAGGCAAGCUGUUGAGGAAAUCUUUGAGCAAUCUUUUAUCUCAUCACCACCACUCGAGAAACAUGACACGUGGUAGCUACGGCUUACAGGAGUAUGAAUUUUCAUGCAGUAACAGCCCAAAUCCUGUUUUUUUCCACGUGCCAAAGAGAAAACACCAUUACUUUCCUUGCAUCAAUCAACCUGAAGUCAUUGAAGAAGAGGAGAAUGGCAAGGCUUUGGUAAUGCUGCCAAAGACUCCUGAAUACACAUUCAACAUUCAUCUCGACAACUCUGCAGCUUAUGAUUUCGCUCCGGGCGAGAAGCGUAGCCCUUCACCAUUCUCCGUAAGGGUAUCCGAUUAUUCAUCAGAAGAAGAGAAUUGUGAUGCUGGAAAUGGACAGGUUGAUGAUGAAGCUGAGGAGUUCAUCCGAAGGUUCUAUGAGCAGCUAAGGGUACAAAGUCGAAUGCAGUUGCUGCAAUAUCAGUGAAGUUCUCAUUUACAUGAAUUCUAAUUCAUGGUAACACUGUCCGGUCCGAAUCCCCAUCUCGGACGAUCUUAAGGACAUACUUCCCAGAUGAACACUGCAAAUCCAUUAUCAUUCUUGGUAAAAUUCCAUCUUCAGGAAUUAAUGUUCUUCCUCCCUUUUCUAUAUACAUGGGAAGAUGGGAUUGGUUUUAAUGGUCCAUAUAUAAUGUCUCUUUCAUUAUUAUGCUGCAUAUUUUGUUGUGAGCUUAAAUUUCGAAUUCUUUCUGGUUUUGUACUAAUAAACAUUUUUAAUAUAUGUUAUAAUCUAAUGGUUGGUGUAUGGAAA